Messenger RNA from Acaulospora colombiana, 562 nucleotides. The record is from the annotation of a GenBank genome assembly. Lineage: Eukaryota; Fungi; Glomeromycota; Glomeromycetes; Diversisporales; Acaulosporaceae.
AUCAACCUCAGAGACAUGACGGUGCACCUCAGUGGGGAGGAGAUGUAAACACGAAUGAACAAUGGUGUUCUGUUGUCAAAGGGAAACUAGGAGAUUUCAGGCUCGUCAUGGGUGGUGAAGUAGAUUGUGUACGAGUGCUCAAGUUAUUAGAUCGAUACACCGGUCAACCAGAUACCUAUGUCGAGCUCAAAACGUCGAUGACGAUAAGACCAGGAGUAGUCUCUGACGAAAAGUCAUUUGAAAAGAAACUGCUCAAGUUCUAUUUCCAGUCCUUCCUCCUUGGUGUACCGGAGAUCAUAGUCGGCUUUCGUAAUCCACGGGGUAUACUACAAAACCUACAAACCUUCAAGACACUGGAAAUCCCCAGGAUGUGGAUGGAAGACGCAGGGAAUGAAGAUAAUGGGAUUACUCGUGUAGGUCGCCUACGAUUUACUCCUAGUGAUGGCGUUACUUUUAGGAUACUGGAUAGAGAGAGUGUCGGGGAGGUUGAGAAUGGAGAGGAUAGAGUUGGUUUUCUGCCCACGUGGUAUAUGGAGCCAAAUCCCGAUUCAAAGCAAAACUA